UGUUUCUAUACAGAAAUGGUGGAUCGAAGAGCUGAGGUUGUUGCAAGGUUGAAGGCACUAGAGGAGGCCGCUGCCCCAUUGGUUAAAUUUUUGCAGAAUGCAAAUGCAGUUCAAGAGUUAAGAGCUGACAAACAGCACAAUCUUCAAUUACUCAAUGAUCGAUAUCAGAUUGGUCCAGAGCAGAUAGAGGCAUUGUAUCAGUAUGCCAAAUUUCAGUUUGAAUGUGGUAAUUAUUCUGGUGCUGCUGAUUAUCUGUAUCAAUACCGGGCUCUUUGCACAAACAGUGAUGGGGUCUGCUUGGGCAAAAGAGUUGAAGAGGGCAAUUUUUCAACUGUGCCAUUGAGGGAUGAAUUCCUAGAAAAUGCUCGCCUUUUUAUCUUUGAGACCUACUGCCGCAUUCAUCAGCGCAUUGACAUGGGGGUUCUUGCUGAGAAACUAAAUUUGAAUUAUGAGGAUGCGGAGAGAUGGAUUGUGAAUCUUAUCAGGACUUCCAAGCUCGAUGCUAAGAUUGAUUCCGAAACUGGAAUUGUUAUAAUGGAACCUACUCAUCCCAAUGUUUAUGAGCAGCUAAUUGAUCAUACAAAAGGUCUUUCUGGACGUACAUACAAGUUGGUGAGUCAGCUUCUUGAGCAUGCCCAGUCACAAGCACAGCCGACCAGAUAGUUUCGGUAUUGAAGCCAAAGGAUUGUUU
Molecule: messenger RNA, 691 nt
Organism: Ipomoea nil (Japanese morning glory)
Lineage: Eukaryota; Viridiplantae; Streptophyta; Magnoliopsida; Solanales; Convolvulaceae
Product: eukaryotic translation initiation factor 3 subunit E-like
Exons: 4
Coding region: 16-663 (215 amino acids)
Biological process (GO): translational initiation
Cellular component (GO): eukaryotic translation initiation factor 3 complex; nucleus; cytoplasm
Molecular function (GO): translation initiation factor activity
Source: RefSeq, a predicted model, not a curated record